This is a messenger RNA of Babesia bovis T2Bo, 2605 nucleotides long. Its product is annotated as RAP domain family protein. Bases 10 to 2604 code for a protein of 864 amino acids. NCBI's taxonomy places the organism in Eukaryota, Apicomplexa, Aconoidasida, Piroplasmida, Babesiidae. The record is from RefSeq and is a predicted model, not a curated record. The transcript is spliced from 4 exons.
AGUGAUUUCAUGCUAUCUGUACGAGCUGCGGUAGCGCCACUCUGCAAUGGCGGUGUUACCAAAAAAGCGGUCGCAAGGGCCUUUGUUAAGGCAGAUUCCUUUGUUACAAAGUAUAGACAUAGAGUAUAUAGCACUAGUUUAAAUGAAGACAACAAGCAGCCACUAUCGCAUAGUAGCAGCACCGUGCUCAUGGAACCAACCACACUGUGCAAGGAAGCAAAACAAGCAAGUAAGGGAGGCAAGAAUGUAUGGAAGACACUGACCAAACGAGCUAUACAAAUCAAGGAUCUGCUUUCUAUUAAACAUAUGGCCAUAAUCAUCCACAGCUGCGCUAACGCACCUCAAGCAAAACAACAGCUGCCAGAACUCAUAAAAGGGCUAGAAGCCAAUAUUAAAUAUCAUCUAGAGAACUCGGGAACAGAUCAUAACAUUGAUCUGUACCAUGUAUAUAGCAUACUACACGGGGUCAACGCAGCGGAAUAUCGCAAUGCAGAUCUAGACAUCCUACUUAAACGCACAGCUAUACGAGGUUUCAAAGCAGUCUAUAACAAUGCAAAUGGAGCGUUGCACAGACCAUUUGCUUUUGAGGAUGUUGUGGGUAUCAUACACGGACUGAUACAAACAAACCUAGACCUGGAUAAAACAGAGAUUAUCCUGAUGCACGACUUAUUUCUGCAAUUGUACAAUCACAAUGUAGAUACCAAGGCGGCGAUUACACCAAGAGCGUUUGCUAUAGGGGUGAACUCCCUUGAAAGACUUGGGUGCCAUAGUCACAAGUUAGGCACUGCAGCAGCAGAGUAUAUCCAGAAGAACGUAGCACUCAUGGACAAUAUGAAAGAUGUAGCCAUGAUAUAUUGUGCUCUCGUGAAAUUGCAUUCCGUGCUGCAAUGUAGCACUGGAGCUACUGAGUAUGAUAGCAGCAUUCAAUGCCCAGCAGUGGUUGGUACCGAUGGACUAAUUGCUGCAUACGAUCUAAUGCAUAUUACAGCAGUGGUAAUGCAGCACCUUAUCGCAAACCAGGGAAUGUUUGCAUCAUAUGCAAUCGAUGCCCAAAGCCUAGCGAAUAUAGCUGCCCACGCAGGAUAUUAUGCAGAAUUGGACUCCAAACUCAUGAUGCAAUACAAGUCAUUCGUAUCAAUGGCUGUAUCUAGGGUCAUGCAGAGGGAUAGAGUAGAUGCCAGCUCACUGGUAAACCUUAUGCGAGCAGCAAUUAAAAUACAGCACUGGGAUGAUGCAUUGCUUAUGGUAACAGCAAAAGGUGCCAAGGGCAUAGGGAUGAUAAGUAAUCCAAUUGAUUUUGCAAGGUUCCUAUACAAUAUAAACGCACUGGAAUCAGCAAUUAAAACUAAGUCAAUGACACAAUUAAUGCAGUCAACGGCAGUUACCAACAUGCUGUACUUCAAAGAUAGACUAGAAAGACCACCGGUAACAGUGAAACCGAAAGCUAAACGCAUACGCAGCUUGAAGGAACUUAUAAAAGCAGAAUGUAAGUCAGAGGAUACCGAGGAAAAGAUCUAUUUGUACAAUGACCUGGAUAAACACUUCAGGGGCAUAGAAGGGUUCAAAAUCGCAGCUAAAAUGCUAUUGGCAGUAGGAAAUUUCAGCGGGCAUAAAGUAGCAUAUGAUAUUGCACAGUAUAUUGUAAAAAUGAUGCACAAAUGCGGUAUAGAGGCUUGUGAUUUGGACACCAUCGGAGCCGCAGCAACGGGACUCUACAGGUUCAGGAUUAAGGACACUGAACUGUUACAAAAGAUGGCAUUAAACGUGUUGACACAACUGUCAAAACAGCCAUCACCUAAUACAGUGGUACAGAUACUUGUGGCGUACGCGAAAUUAGGAUGCCCAGUAAACAGGGAUAUUAACAGGACCUUAAUCAUAUCACCCGGUGUAAAGAGGCCCACAAAAUCACGUAUAUGGCAACAGGAACAAAGAAUCUACGAGGAUAUGUUCCGUAAAGCGGUGAUAUACAUAACGACACGUGGGAACAUGGAACACAUGAAUACACAAGCGGCCGUAAACUGUAUGUUCGCACUGACACUUGCCGGUAUAGGGCAUAAAAUGCCAUCGUAUCUAUACCAUUUAGUACUCCAUAUACGGAAAAAAUAUAGAAAAAACGAAUCAUGCCCCGAAAUGAAUAAGCAACUGAAGAUAGCAACAUUAGUCCUAAAGAUAAGAUCCAGAAGAAACAGGUUACUCCAUCGAGAAAUACAGAAACUAUCCAAGCUACUGGAUAAAACUUCUAAUCCACAAACAUCGAGUACAGUGGCACUCUCAGGGCUACACAGAGCUGUUUGGAAAUAUCUAGGGAAUAACGCGAACAUAAAGUGUGAAGUGCCAUGCAAUCAAUCCAUAUACCACAGCGAUAUCGUAAUUAAAAACAGUGCCACGAAGACGCACAUCGAAGUAGAUGGGCCCACACACUUCAUGCACGCAACACAUGAUAUGACGCCAAUAUCCAAACUUAAAUACGCAAUACUGAAGUUACAGGGUAAACGAGUAAUACACGCACCUUACUAUUCCUGGGAAACGGCAAUGAAGCUGACGAAAAUCAACCUGUGCAACAAGAAUAGACAUUGUGAAACUACCGCAUUUAAUGAUGUAUGAU